Molecule: messenger RNA, 2997 nt
Organism: Athene cunicularia (burrowing owl)
Lineage: Eukaryota; Metazoa; Chordata; Aves; Strigiformes; Strigidae
Gene: SOWAHA
Product: sosondowah ankyrin repeat domain family member A
Exons: 1
Molecular function (GO): protein binding
Source: RefSeq, a predicted model, not a curated record
UCGCCCCCGACGGAGGAGGAGGCCGGGUCCCGCUCUCCCGGCCUGCGGCGGGGGCCCAAGAACCAUCGUGCGAGCGAGGAGACGGCGGCGGUGCCGCUGGAGGAGGCCGAGCACCAGUGGCUGGUGAUGGCGGCCGGCGGGCAGUGGACGCAGCAGCUCCACGGGCUGCUGCUGGGCGACGCCAGCUUGGCGGCCCGCAGGGAUUUCAUCUCGGGCUUCACCGCCCUGCACUGGGCCGCCAAGAGCGGCAACUGCGACAUGGUGACCAAUAUCAUCAGGGCGGCCGAGAAGGGGGGCGCCCGCGUCAACGUGGAUGCCAGGUCGCACGGCGGCUACACGGCGCUUCACUUGGCCGCCAUACACGGCCAGGAGAAGGUCAUCACCAUGCUGGUGUACAGCUACCACGCCAAGACCGACCUGAGGGACUACAGCGGGAAGAAGCCGCACCAGUACUUGAAGGAAGGGGCCUCCUCGACGGUCAGGCGCUUGCUGGGGGACCCCAGCCUCUCCCACAGCAUGGAGCCCUCCGUGCCCAUCAAGAAGAGCACGAAGCUCGCGGCUUCAAUCUUGAGCUCCACUAGCACUUUCCUGGGGGUCAUAUCCGAUGACAUGGCUUUCUACGACCUCACCAAAGGGCUGAGGAAGCCCUCAUCCUUAAACAAGCUCCUGGCAGCCACUACAGGCCCGAGGAGGAAGCCAAAGACCAGAGGGGGCUUCCCUUCAUAUUCUUCCCUCUCCGAAGUAAUGGAGGAGGAGGAAGAGGAGGUCAUCGUGAAACGCAGACCCGUUUCCGAGCUGUUCUUUGGCCACUAGCCUCUGCCUUCUCGGGAUGAAAAUUGUUUAAUAAUGUGACUGAGGGUCUCGAUAUUUCUCUCACAGGAGCGGCUUGGAUUUCUUCUCUCCGUGUCUGUCUGUCUGGAUGUUUGACUAAAUGGGUGGUAGGGUCUGGCUCCAAAGGCCACUGGGUGAAACGCGGCUCACAGCCGCCUGUGGGGAGCGUUACAGUCGCUGUAUGUACUGUCGUGCCGGUGUAUCGAUGGAGACCACCAACUUUAGACUUAACGGUUGAAAAACUGAACCUCUGUGUGUGUGUAGACAGGUUAAAAUGCUUAAGGUACAGCCUUCUCAAUUAGUGUUCCUCGGCUGGAGAGCAGAAGUAAGGUAAAGAAUUGCAUAUUCUACACUGUGAACAGCAAGCUGGUAGCUGGCUACUUUAACAUGGCUUGUUAUAUAGCAGGCUUAAAUUAUUAGAGGAAAGACGACUAGUUUUCUAUGAUGUUUCUGAUUAUUUUGGUAACAGAAGAGGAAUAUUUCUAUUUAAGAAAAACGGUGUACUUUUUCAUAACAAAGUUUCUUACUAUCAGAAAUACUAACAUAACAAUCUCAAUUGUUGCCUAACACAUUUUAAAACAGUUUUAAAACAACAAAAACCCAACCCUCAGCACUCAAAUCACCAUGACCUGUCUACCUCAGUUUGAAAGCUAGGUUAGAAUUUUAUUUUUUUUUUCUCUCUUCCUGAAAGACUUUUUGACCAGGUGGUACUAACCACGUGUCUUGAUGAUACUGUGAACAUUUAAACUUGACUAUAGUUCAAUCACUUAAUCUGAAUAAAAAACUUGUUGGUAUUUGAUAGUGAAAACCUGAACUGAAAAAACGGGAAUGGGACCCUGCAGAGUUUCCGAGUAGCCAACUGGAAGCAAAGUUAGGUUUGUAUAUCUGAUUCUGUUUAUUUAAAACUUGGCCUUUGAUUUUGACCUAUUUACAAUAAAUAUUUAUGAAAUUGGGCUUUAUGUUAUGUUAAGUGUUUCAUGAUAGAAUGUCUGCAUGACCUCUUAAAGCAAUGUUGAUCUCAACAGCAUGGAUCCUUGACCUAAAACUAACUACUCUUCUUCUUUUACAUUCUAAACAAAGUUGUUCUCUAUAUAGAACUACAUGUAGCUCCAACAAGCAUGCUAACUGCAGGUUAAGUGAUACAUUUGCAGUGAGAUUAUUAUUUUUUUAAUUACUGUUGGGUUAAUGCAAAGAUUUGGCAGAGCUAAGAGCAGAAACUGCCUGACUCCUGAGGCCAGUCUGCUAAACCGUCACUUCUUCCCUCAGACUGUACCUCACAAAGCGGUACAAUUCAGGGGUGAUGAAGGUGAUGGCAAUACUGCCCUUGCUCUGCUUUUCAGCCCCGUCAGGUGUUUCGGUUUCCGUACUGAAACACUUGUUUGCAUGCUUUACCUUUCUUUCCGAGUCAGUGACUUCAGGAGUGUUUUGUUCGGCCUUGAACGAAGCCUAGUACUUCUAAUUGGCUGUAAUUGGCUUCUCCCAAACGCUGGGCAAGGAAUGCGGUAGGACUGUGGGGAAGGCGGAGGCACUGCCCUCUUUUACUUACAAACUUCUCCCCGAAGUCCCUGGAGCUGGUGACAUUCGUUGUGAGCGUAAUCAGCAGUCGCAGAGGGGUCUGAUCCACCUGUUCUCAGAACAGACUGGAUUAUUCUGCACUGGUCUGCUUCUGUAUCGAACUCAUUAAGUUAUUAAGCAAAUGUUAAUGAUCAAGCACCUCAUGACUUCUCUAUCUGGAGUAGGGCUUUAAAAAAAAAAUAAAAUCCUAUUUGCUCUAAUGCUGUCGGUGUGACCAUUGACCAGCGUGGCCAUUCGACACCUCCCUUUGUGCUGCACUGCGUCAGCACGCAGAGGCCCAGGAAAACAGUAAGUCUGACACUCUGUUUUAAAAAGGCUUUCCGCCUUUACUGACACCAAACGCUUUUUCUCUGUAUUUACUGAGACUGCAGAAGCACGCGUGUGUGUUCGUGUUGUGUCUGAGGCCCUGCCAGCACUGAUGCUGCUGGGUACAAGCAUCCUGUUUCCGUGUGAGUUGGAAACACUCCCCAGUUUGACUCGGCCUUAUGGGGAAGUUUGUUAGUUAUGGCUGUUAGCUUGAUACCUGUUCAAAUAACAUAGCUGAAUGUUUUACUGCUAGUUCUGAGUAAAACCUACUUGAGUCGGAGGCAA